Molecule: messenger RNA, 2914 nt
Organism: Carlito syrichta (Philippine tarsier)
Lineage: Eukaryota; Metazoa; Chordata; Mammalia; Primates; Tarsiidae
Gene: BCAS1
Product: breast carcinoma amplified sequence 1
Exons: 12
Coding region: 82-1836 (584 amino acids)
Biological process (GO): myelination
Source: RefSeq, a predicted model, not a curated record
GGAGACACAGGACCUUGAGCAAGAUCAGCUCCAGGUGACACUAGGGGACUGAAGAUACUCUCAUAGGGACCAACAGGAACAAUGGGUAACCAAAUGAGUGUUCCACAAAAACCUGAAGACCAAGAGAGUGAACCGGAAGCAGAGACUUACAAGGUGGCCUUGGACUGUGAGUGUGCCCCGAACGGCUUCCCGGUGGUGGUGUCAACCCACACGGUUCAACACUUCGAUGAAGUUGAUUUGGGAAUAAGUGUCAAGAGGGAUAAUGUGGCCACUUCUUCCCCCAAGACAAUGGAGAUAAGCCCUGUGGCGGAUGCCAACAGAAAGAAUCUUGGGACAGAUGCCAAACCCGAAGCACCAGCUGCUAAAUCUCGUUUUUUCUUGACACUCUCUCGGCCUGUACCAGUACGUACCGGAGACCAAGCCACAGAUUCAUCCACUGGAUCAGUGAGGCUUGAUGUCAGCUCCAAUAACGCUCCAGCAAACAAAGACCCGAGUGAGCACUGGGCACUUCCGGUGGCAGCUGCAUUGGGACAGGACGCCGAUAAAACCCCAGGGCACCCACUGGCCCAGGAGAAGGCCCUUUCUGCCACGGGGGACCCUGCAUCACUCCCACCUGAGACAGGGGGAGCAGCCCCCUCCAAGCCCAAGGACUCCAGCUUUUUUGACAAAAUCUUCAAGCUGGACAAGAGACAAGAAAAGGCGCCCAUUGACAGCCAACAGGAAACCAAGAGGGCAGAGCAUCCAGACGAGGGGGACAGGGCUCCUGGGUCAUCAGGGCUGUCCAACGAUGUCCCUGAUGGGGAGGACAUAGUUGACAGCAAGGAGGAAAGACGAGAAAUUGGAACUGAGAGUGUCCCUAUCCCCGGGGACCCAGAAGGACAGACGAUUGCAAAGGAGGACCCCCAGACAACAGCUAUAACAGAGGAUAAUAAUUCCAUCAUGAGUUUCUUUAAAACUCUGGUUUCACCUAAUAAAGCUGAAACAAAAAAAGAUCCAGAAGACACGGGUGUCGAAAAGUCACCUACCACUUCAGCUGACCUCAAGUCAGACCAAGCCAACUUUAUACCCCAGGAGACCCAAGGGGCAGCCAAGAAUCCUAAAGGCUGCAACCCAUCAGGACAUGCACCAUCUGUGACAUCUGCGGAAACUGCAAAGGAGGGUACCAAGGAGAAAUCAGGCCCCACCUCUCUGCCUCUAGGCAAACUGUUUUGGAAAAAGUCAGUUAAAGAGGACUCAGGCCCCACAGGUGCAGAGGAGAAUGUGGUGUGUGAAUCACCAGUAGAGAUCAUCAAAUCGGAGGAUGCAGAAUCCGCCUUACAAACAGUGAACCUCAACGAAGGAGAUGCUUCACCUGGACCCGCAGAAGUUAAGCUCAAAAGAGCAGACAGUAAAGCACCGAGAACCUCCCUGAUGGCGUUUCUCAGGCAAAUGUCAGUGAAAAGGGAUGAAGGGAACACCCACUCAGAAGAAAUAAAUGGGAAAGAUUCCAGCUACCAAACAUCAGACUCGACAGAAAAGGCGGUCACACCACCAGAGCCCGAACCGACAGGAGCAGUUCAGAAGGGCAAAGAGGGCCCCUCUAAGGACAAGAAGGCGGCAGCAGAGACGAACAAGCAGAAGAACCACAAGCAGGAAGCCAAAGAGCCUGCCCAGUGCACCGAGCAGGCCACGGCAGAUGCGAACUCGCUGCAGAAUGGGGACAAGCCCCAGAAGAGACCUGAGAAGCAGCAGCAGUCCUUCAGGGGCUUCCUCAAAGGCCUGGGACCAAAGCGGAUGUUGGAUGCUCAGGUGCAAACGGACCCAGUCUCCAUUGGACCAGUUGGCAAAUCCAAGUAAACAAAUCACCACAAUCCCUACCCAGUUCUUCUGCCACCAAGAUGUUUUCCCUAAUCCAUCUCCUCCCCAGACACGCUCCAUGUAUAUAUUCUUCUGAAGGCCAUCCAGCGAAAUUCUGCCUACAAAUUAAGCCCAAGCUCUUGUAUAUUGAGGUGUAUUAUUUACGUCUCUGGUGCAGUCUUUUCUGGCAAAUAGCUGUAAAGAUGGUUUAGCAGGUUACCUAGUUAGGUGAAGAGAAUCGAUGAUCCCCAAGCAGGGAAGGAACGGGAUGGAGGAAUGUGUUCACGUUAAGUUACCAAAAAAAAAAAAAAAUGGCAGUGGCAAGUUAAGUGGCAGAAUAAAAAUGCCUGCUAGAAGGAAUUAAGCUUUGGAAUAAACACAUGCUUAUCCUCUAAAAUAAAAGAGAGGCGGCGAAAAUCCAUUCGUUUAAAUUCACAUUUCAAGGAGGGAGAAUCAGGGUUCUGUGCUGGGCGGUUGCCAAUUUCCUGGAAUGGAAUGUGCGGGGUAUGACAAAGGAAUGAAUAAGAGUUGUUUUUCAAAUAGAGUCCUUGAGAGUUAUUGAUGAGAGGGAAAAUAUGGACUGGAGAGGGCUUAAAGUGAUUUGGGAAAACAAUUGCUUCUGAGGCUCAGUUGAUGGGCAAGAAUUACAACUUCAAAAAAACCAAACCAAAACAAAUAAAGUUGCAGUUUUAUCUUGCAACACAAGGAGGCGCCAAGGUCUCCAUUUUUAUCUUGCAUCCUGUAUCCCUAACAAAGAUUUGGUCUCUGCGAUCUUACAUUAUUAAUGUUUCUCAGAUGGCUGAGGGGCUUGCUUCAUCUGUUCUGUCUGACACUUAUCUCAAGUGUGUCUGUAAUUUCCUAAUGUUCUCACGAUGUGCUCUGAUAAAUCCCUCUCCAUAAUCUCAGUUAAUAAAAAUUUACAGAUUAUUCAAACACCUGAGUUUUUUUUAAUACUUGUACAUAGGAGUAAAUAGGACCAUGAGUCUAUUAAAAUGUAAUUCAAUGUAGCAUGAUUGACUGACAGUCAUGUACACUGUAUCUUUCUUUUUUGAUUUAAUUAAAAAAAAGACAUUUACUU